AUGGACCUUUUUGCUUCUUCAAGUAAGCCAUAUAUUGCGGUUUCAGAGCCAUUCGACUUUUUCAAGAACAACGAUGAAACGAAAAAGAUACCCUUUUACAGCUUUCUUCCUUUUGAACCAUGCAAGUUUGAAGGAAAUUCAAGCUCAUGCAAUAAAGUUGAGGGCGAAGAAAAUGUGAAUGUGGCAUUGCAUAUUGGGAUUCCAAUCAGAAAGGAUGAGACGAUUGUUAAUAAAGAUGACGAUCAUAACGAUGGUAACGACAACAGCUAUGAAAUGGCGGUUAGCAUGUCAGCUAAUGCCGAGUACUGGAUACCUAGUCGAGGUCAAAUACUUGCUGGCUUUACUCACUUUUCUUGUCAUAUUUGCAAUAAGACUUUCACUCGUUAUAACAAUCUUCAGAUGCACAUGUGGGGUCAUGGAUCAGAAUAUAGAAAAGGAGCAGAGUCGCUCCGCGGUUCACAACCACGAGCAAUGAUAGGGGUGCCAUGUUAUUGUUGUGAAGAAGAAUGUAAGAACAAUAUUAACCAUCCAAGGUGUAAGCCACUUAAAGAUUUUAGGACACUUCAAACACAUUACAAAAGGAAACAUGGGACGAAACAUUUUUCUUGUAGAAAAUGCGGCAAGAGCUUUGCUGUGAAAGGAGAUUGGCGGACGCAUGAGAAGAACUGUGGAAAACGGUGGUUGUGUGAUUGUGGUUCCGAUUUUAAGCACAAAAGAUCGCUUAAAGACCAUAUUAUGUCUUUUGGCGUUGGCCAUGCUCCGGCAUCUUAUCGCCCGGUAUAG
Messenger RNA from Erigeron canadensis, 783 nucleotides. RefSeq names its product protein TRANSPARENT TESTA 1-like. Bases 1 to 783 code for a protein of 260 amino acids. The record is from RefSeq and is a predicted model, not a curated record. Gene Ontology annotation, molecular function: DNA-binding transcription factor activity. The transcript is spliced from 2 exons. Lineage: Eukaryota; Viridiplantae; Streptophyta; Magnoliopsida; Asterales; Asteraceae. Gene Ontology annotation, biological process: anatomical structure development; regulation of gene expression. Gene Ontology annotation, cellular component: nucleus.